Molecule: messenger RNA, 1212 nt
Organism: Helianthus annuus (common sunflower)
Lineage: Eukaryota; Viridiplantae; Streptophyta; Magnoliopsida; Asterales; Asteraceae
Product: NDR1/HIN1-like protein 13
Exons: 1
Coding region: 231-983 (250 amino acids)
Cellular component (GO): plasma membrane
Source: RefSeq, a predicted model, not a curated record
AUAUAAAAGGAAUAAAGGAAAUUGAUGUAUUCCCUCCAACUCCGAUAACAGCCUUGCACCACCUCCCUUGUUACAGGGUCGCUCUCUCUCUCUACUCUGUCACUUUCCGGCGUCACCCUCGCCACCAAUUCACACAUUUACAAAGAUAUCUAACCUACCAUUUCCCCACACAACCAAAUUAUAUACACACACACAUCGUAUCCACUUCACAAAUCACCCCUUCAUAUCCAAUGGCAGAAAAAAUCUACCCUGCCGCCAAACCCGCCGCCGGCCCACCCCCCGCCACCACCACUGCAAACCCUACCUUUCCGGCCACCAAAGCACAACUCUACAACAACUCCCGUCCAGUUUACCGUCCACAACCCCGUCGCAGUCGCCGCAGCUGCUGCUGUUGUUUCUGUCUCUGGAUCACUUUCGCUAUAAUUGUUUUGAUAGUUAUCGCCGCCGUAGCCGGCGGAGUGAUGUACGUGCUCUACCGUCCUCACCGCCCUACGUUCUCCGUCUCCGCUCUCCACGUCACUCAAUUCAAUCUGACGUCAGCGAAUAAACUCAACUCGAGGUUUAAUUUCACUGUAACCGCUCGAAACCCUAACAAGAAGAUUGUGUUCUACUACGAUCCGGUUUCCGUUUCGUUCGAUUCUAACGGCGUUAAUGUCGGUGACGGAACGAUACCGGCGUUUGAAAUGAAGAAGAAGAAUACGACGUCGUUGAGGACGAUUGUGACGGCGAGUGGACAGAGUGUGGAUGAUAACAAUUUGAAAUCAGAUCUGAAGAAUAAGAAGAGUGUGCCGUUGAAGAUCCGGCUGGAUACGAAAGUGAAGGCGAAGAUCGGAAGCUUUAAGACGAAGAGGUUGCCGAUUAGGGUUACGUGUGAUGGAAUUAAGGCGGUGGCUCCUGCCGGAAAAACGCCGACGACGGCGACGACGUCCGGUGCGAAAUGUAAGGUGGAUCUGAGGAUUAAGAUCUGGAAAUGGACGGUUUGAUUUGAUUUGAGAUGUUUGGUUUUGAAUUGAAAAUUGAAGAAAAAAAAUGUGUGAUUUGAUUUUUGAAUUUUAAUUUUUAAGCAACUAUAUUUGUUCAAAAUUUACUGGUUUUUUUUUUAUGAUAUAAUAUGCAUGUUUAGGAACAGGAUGGGUUGUAUCUAUAGAAUAUAUCAUAAGUUUGAAUAUCUUUUGAUUAAGGUAUAAUUCGAAACUGAAUUUUUGUUAUGAA